Messenger RNA from Stegodyphus dumicola, 510 nucleotides. Its product is annotated as lachesin-like. The record is from RefSeq and is a predicted model, not a curated record. Lineage: Eukaryota; Metazoa; Arthropoda; Arachnida; Araneae; Eresidae. Gene Ontology annotation, cellular component: neuron projection.
AUGAAGCUGGUAAACAUUGACUCAGAAGAAGUUGCACAACUUCAGCUUACUGAUAAAGAACUGUCUAAUGUCAUCAAAGAAAUUAAAGAAGGAACAACAAAUGAAGCUGAACCAGAGUUUGCUGAAGCUAUUCCUAAUAUAACAAUACCCGUCGGUCGAGAUAUUCAGCUCCCAUGCGUCGUCGAGAAUCUUGGCUCAUAUAGAGCUGCCUGGAUCAAAGUGGAAACAAAAGCUAUCCUCACAAUCCAUCACCACAUCAUCACCCGGAACUACCGGAUAUCCUUAAGCCAUAGCGACAAUCGGAACUUCGUCCUCCACAUCCGCAACGUCCAGAAGAGUGACAGGGGAGGAUAUAUGUGCCAAAUCAACACCGUGCCCAUGAAGAGCCAGAUUGGCUUUGUGGAUGUCUUGGGUAAGUUGGCUUCGAUCUUUGGUAAAAUCCGUGGAUUAGCGUUCAUCCUAAAGGGACACUUACUCUCUUAUCGCCUUUAUGCUUUGUUCUUUUGUUAA